Messenger RNA from Orbicella faveolata, 1139 nucleotides. RefSeq lists its product as uncharacterized. The record is from RefSeq and is a predicted model, not a curated record. Lineage: Eukaryota; Metazoa; Cnidaria; Anthozoa; Scleractinia; Merulinidae.
CGUUCUUGUCUCUUUCAUGUUCCCUGGGAAAGAAAUUUUUCUCUAUUGUGACUGUGACUUCCCAAAGUCCAAUUGCCUCUAUGGUACACGACUGUAGGGAUUUACAAUGUAUGGUAUGUGUUGAACUUGUUAUGUUGAAUACAGCUACCAAGAUUCUCUGCUGGCGCGUCUUAUAGAGGGGUCUGGUAGCUAUAAGUGAAAAGGAAAGAGGGGAGUGACGCAGGGUGGUGGGGUGGAGGGUUAUCUACUUUUAAUAAGUCAGUGGCGAAUAGAGUGACUUACUACAGAGUUCGGCUCAAAAAAGGCAGGUAAACUGAUGCUGGAUAGCUUAAAUACGCUGUGCAACAUCCUUAACUUUUAUUUGAAAAAAAAUAAAUAAAACGAACUUUCUGGAAAACUGUUCAUGUCCUCUUAGGCUUAUUAAUUUUAGACGAUUAACGACAGCUCGGAUUAUUACAAAUUUCGACAAUGUAUUGCGUAUUAAGAUUUUCGAUAAAUGUGUUACAAAGAUUUUGAAAUCCCGACAGCUGUUAUUACAAUUUGCGACAAGUAUUAAACAUCACGUCAACUGUACUAUUACAACCAUGAUCUAGGUAUUACUUACAAUAUUUCGCCACAGUAAAUAAGUUUGUCAACCGAAGUGUCUCAACAUCACUGCUCUAGGUUAUAGUCGGUGUUCUCAUUUGCCUCCGCUAACAUCACUGCUGCUAGUAACCAAACAAUAUCCUUGAAUUCUCCGUAUGCGAGAAGAUAGAACUAAAGACGUCCAGAGCAAUGUAGCUAUGAGCUCUUCGUUGCUCUUCGUUCUCGUGUCAUGUAUUUCAGCGACGCCUUAUCCAACGCUUGCACAGGGUCUCUGCCGACAUCUUAAAUUUUCCCCACCAGUCGAUGGGUAUGCCCUGCAGGGUCAUGUGAUCAAAGCUAUUUCUUUAAACAUAUACUUGGUGGAAAACAUACCAAGUCGCUGUAACAAUUAUUGUACCAUGGAAAGUAAAUGUGCAUCCUUCAACAUUGGUCCGUCAAUUAAAGACAUUGUUCUCUGUCAACUGAAUGACGCAGAUCACAUACAGCAUCCUAAAGAUCUUCAGGCCCGAGAAGGCUUCAUGUAUAGAGGCACUGAGGUGAGCAAAUCAAACUGA